GCCUUCGCUUGUUCCUCACAUUUGUUAUUCUUUAAGCAAUUUAAUCUUUUAGCUGGUUUUGGUGGUCGGUGGAUAUUCGAUUUCAACUAUGUCCGUUUGAUUAUGGGUUGGGGUUGAAUUUCAAUUUUUCUCCCAUCGUCUCUGAGAUCAGUUGCUAGGAGAGAGAGGAAAAAAACAAUUUUUUGGAAUAUCAUUUGAUUCUCUUCCUGCCCAUGAGAUUAUUUACAGUUUUUUUUUUUUUCAAGUUCGUUUGUUGAUUUAACAAUUCGAUGUGCUGCUUUGAUUGUAGUUGUUGCUUGUAUUGCUUCCCAAAAAUACUGAACUUGCUAUAGCUUUAAAUGUAGGCGUACAAGAAUUUGCACCUCGAUGCAUUAAUGUUCGUUGGGCUUUUCUCUAUUUAUUUAUUUUUUUGCAACAAAGCUUCAGAUAUACGGGGUUAACUUUAUUUUGUUUGCCAUUGAGUUAUAGUUUAGGAGAGAGAACUCGAGCAUUGGUAAAGUUGCUCCUUUAUGAUUGAAAUGUCAUGGGUUUAAAUUUGGGAAAUAAUCUCUUUGCAAAUAUGCAAGGGUAAGGAUAAGGCUGCGUAUAAGGAUUGUCCUCAUCCCAUCAUCGCUAGUCGGGGUUUAAUGACGAGUGAUUUAUUGAGUUAUUGUUUCAAAAAUAAGUACUAGCUUCACCUAAGCAUGGAUUGAGGAUUCAAUUCUUUACAUGUGCUGUAAGUUGUAGACAUUUUCAAAUGCUAACCAGACAAUGUUUGAUGUAGAACUCCAGUUGCAGGAGAUUUGAUGUCUGGAGAACGUGCACUUUGCUUUGUAUUUGUGUAAUAUCAUUUCAGUAGUAUAGGUGAAUGCUAUAAACUUUCUGAAGCUUCAGAGAAGCAGAAAAUAUAGAUGAUUAUAGUACAUGUGUUUGAAAUGGAGAAAUUGGGUGAUAUAUAUGUGAUUAAAGUAUAGAUGAAUUUACUUUUAAGGCUUGAUCUGGUUUUAGUUUAUUUCAAUAUAUGCGUCCAACUUACUGGGCUGCAUCCUUUUAGUUCUAGAAUUACAACUUAUUGUGCUGCAUCCAACUUAAGCUACUGAUAUGAUAGAGCUUUGCCAUACAUUAUUAGUUGUAAUUGCCUUGUUAAUGGUUUUAAUGUGAUGAAAUAUCACGCAUUUGAGCUUAUCUUUAUCCUGAUACAUGUGCUUUGUAUUACUAAUCUUUUAGUCAUAACUUUUAUAUUAUGUUCUAACAUUUUUGUGCAACAUUGGACAGGGCAUGGCAGCAGAUGAAGAUGUUUACAUGUCAGCUUUGAAGUCUCAGCUGAGUCAAUCACAUGAAACAUGGAAGCAGGAGAUUGAAAGAAGCAAAUCCCAAGUGGAUGUAUUGCAAGCAAAGCUUAUUGACGUAAAGGCUUGCAUACAGGGUUCAGAGAAAGAUGGAAAAAAGGAGUUGGAGGUUCUUUGGCGAAGAGUCAAGACUGCUGCUACAUUGGUGACCUACUUAAAAUCAAAAGCUAGACUCAUGGCUGUUCCUCAUCUAGCUAAUACAUCUUGUGGCAUCAAACAAUUAGAGGGGCAUGGUUCCUUAGAUGAACAGGAUGCAGCUUAUAUAGGUGAGAUAUUCAAGUCUGUACAGAUGGUCGCAGAUGUGAUGGAAGCUCUUGUCAAAAGGGUUUUAUUGGCAGAAUCAGAAACUGCAUUAGAGAAGAAAAAAGUAAGUUUAAGUCAGGUAGAAAUUAAGCUGAAGUCUGCCCAGUUAAAGAAUAUGUCUUUGAAAUUAGAGGAGAUGGAGUGUUUUGCUUUGAGUACAAAUAGCAUUCUAAAUGAGAUGCGGCAGAGAGUUGAGGAUUUGGUGGAAGAAACAACCAGACAGAGACAGCGAGCUUCUGAAAAUGAAGACGAGCUUUGUAGAGUGAAGCAGGAAUUUGAGUCUCUGAAAUCAUAUGUGAAUGGUCUAAUCACAGUAAGAGAAACCUUACUUUCUUCAGAGAAGCAAUUUCAAACUAUUGAGAGGCUGUUUGAAAGGCUAGUUGCAAAGACUACUCAAUUAGAGGGUGAUAAAAUGCAGAAAGAGGCUGAAGUUCAGAAACUUAUGGAAGAGAAUGUGAAGUUGAGUGCUCUGCUUGACAAGAAAGAGGCUCAACUUCUGGCAUUGAAUGAGCAAUGCAAGGUAAUGGCCUUGAGUGCUUCAAACAUGUAAAUGCAAAUGAACCUGACAGAUUGAUUGCUUUCUUCUUGACUGCUUCCAUGCUGACUUCCGGAGGCAUCUAAAUGAAGCUUCACUGGAUAAAGAACUUGAUCAAGGUCCUCUCAUCCGCAAGAAGCACAAACAAAGGGCUCUUCAUAAACAUCAUUAAUACCUUUAUUUUAUUUUAUGGUGCCAAUUUUUUUUGUCCCUGUCAAAAUUGAACGCAGAAAAUGCUUGUACUUGGAAUGUAUACUUGGCGUGCUCUUUCACAGGAAAAAAAUGAGAUAUGAUGUGACUCUUUGCUGCAAAUGUUGGAGACCGAAUAAAAAACCUAGUAUCAUAGAUACCACCAAGUUGAUAUUGUAAUUGUUAAUUACUGUUAGGCAAAAGUAUGAACCUUUCCUCGAGAUCAUCCAUCCAGUUUGCCUUAGCAAAAAAAAAA
Gastrolobium bilobum is the source of this 2611-nucleotide messenger RNA. RefSeq lists its product as uncharacterized. NCBI's taxonomy places the organism in Eukaryota, Viridiplantae, Streptophyta, Magnoliopsida, Fabales, Fabaceae. The record is from RefSeq and is a predicted model, not a curated record. The transcript has 3 exons. Gene Ontology annotation, biological process: response to red or far red light; negative gravitropism. Bases 1258 to 2181 code for a protein of 307 amino acids.